Messenger RNA from Chelmon rostratus (copperband butterflyfish), 9213 nucleotides. RefSeq names its product histone deacetylase 5 (gene hdac5). The transcript has 29 exons. Lineage: Eukaryota; Metazoa; Chordata; Actinopteri; Chaetodontiformes; Chaetodontidae. The coding region runs from base 282 to 3572 and encodes 1096 amino acids. Gene Ontology annotation, biological process: chromatin organization; negative regulation of transcription by RNA polymerase II. Gene Ontology annotation, molecular function: histone deacetylase activity. Gene Ontology annotation, cellular component: histone deacetylase complex. The record is from RefSeq and is a predicted model, not a curated record.
UCCUGCUCGUUAAAUUACACGUUUUCGUGUGAAAGAAGAGCGCGGAGGAGCUCUACGGGGGGGACACACCGAGCCGAGGCGGACACCGAAGCCGGGAGGAAGCGACCUCUGCGCCGAUACGCGUUCCGAGAGGACCCGCCGACGUCCACGAAAAGCUGACAUUGAGAAGGAAGUCUGAUUCAUCUGUGCGCCCAUUGUCUGCCCCCCGACACAUGGCCGACUCCGAGGACCCACUUUAACUCAGUGGAAGGAUUGGAGAAGGAAGUCCAGGUUCAACCUUCAUGAAUUCAUCACACGUCUCAGUAGUGGAGGUGAAGAGCAGCCUCCCAUCAGGCAUGCAGAGCCCAGUAGGAACAGCAAGUGAGCAGAGAGGAGGAGGUGGAGAGGGUGGUGGGGGUCCGGGAGAAGGCCCAGGAGGAGGAGGGGGCCCAGUGGACCUGCGGACAGAGCCCAGGGUGGGGUCUCUUUCUGGGGGCGCGGCAGCGGUCGACACAACCCUGAGAGAGCAGCAGCUCCAGCAGGAGCUUGUGCUCCUCAAACAGCAACAAGAACUCCAGAAACAACUGCUGUUUGCAGAGUUCCAGAAAAAACACGAGGUGCUCACCAGACAACAUGAAGUCCAGCUGCAGGAGCACCUGAAGGUAGUUAGUAAGCAACAACAGGAGCUGCUGGCAGCAAAGCGGCAGCAGGAGCUGGAGCAGAAGAGGAAGCUAGAGCAACAAAGACACGAAGAGCAGGAGAAACAUCGACUGGAGCAACAGCUGCUGCUGCUGAGGAACAAGGAGAAGGGCAAAGAGAGUGCCAUUGCCAGUACGGAGGUAAAGCUGAAGCUACAGGAGUUCCUUCUCAGUAAAAAAGAGCCUGGCAUCGGUGGACUGAACCAUUCCUUCUCCCCAAAGUGCUGGGGAGCCCAGCAGAGCUCCCUGGAGCAGGGCUCUCCUCCGCAGAGUAACACCCCGGGAACUCCUCCCUCCUACAAACUGCCCCCGCUGCUGGGGAACUAUGAGGGCAAAGACGACUUCCCACUACGGAAGACAGUCUCAGAGCCGAACCUGAAGGUGCGUUCACGGUUGAAGCAGAAGGUGGCAGAGAGGCGGAGCUCUCCACUCCUUCGCAGGAAGGAUGGAACGGUUAUCAGCACCUUUAAGAAGAGAGCCAUAGAGAUAUCAGUCUCCUCCCUUUGUAAUAGUGCUCCCGGUUCAGGUCCCAGCAGUCCCAACAGUUCCAAUUCAGCUAUCGCCAAUGGCAACACAGGAUCAGUCCCCAACAUACAGACUGAGCUGAGGUCUCUCCAUCAGACGCUGGGGGCUGAUGGGACGCUGAGUCCUCUGAAUCUCUACACCUCGCCCUCCUUGCCUAAUAUCUCCUUGGGCCUCCCUGCCAACACACACAUCACACCUUCGCAGAAGCUGUCUACCCAACAAGAGGCUGAGCGUCAAGCCAUCCAGUCACUGCGAGGGGGCGGAGCUCUAACAGGGAAGUUCCUCUCCACAUCCUCCCUACCUGCAGGGGUGGGUCAUGAUGUGGAGACACCGCCCCCCAGCUCUCAUUCUGCCCAUUCCUCGUUAUUGCAACAUGUACUACUACUGGAGCAGGCCAGGCAACAGACCGCAAUGCUAGCUGUCCCCAUGUACAGCCAGUCGCCGCUGGUUACAGCAGAGAGAGGCGUGUCCGGUGGAAUGCGGGCGGUCAACAAGCUGCCUCGCCAUCGGCCAUUGGCUCGGACGCAGAGUGCACCUUUGCCCCAGUCCCCUCAGGCCCUGCAGCAGCUGGUGGUCCAACAGCAACACCAGCACUUCCUGGAGAAACACUACAAGAUGCUAUCAAAGGGGGCAGAGCUUCCUAGGCCGCCGCCCACCCACCCAGAGGAGACAGAAGAGGAGCUAACAGAGACCAAUGACAUGCAGGAGGAUGACGGAGGAGCAAGCCUUCACAGGCUUCAGAAGGAGGGGUCGGACGACAGCACACCCCCGUUUGAGGGACUUGGUGUGCACGUGAAGGGCGAGGAGGAGCAUGGGGCGGUGCACGUGAAAGGGGAGAGUACCGAGAGCGAGCUGGAUGAAGAGGAAGAGGAAGAAGACAUCAUCCAGCUGAGGGAGGGCGACGAAGAGGAAAGGGCGGGGUACACACAGGCCUUGCAGCAGCUGGGUGUGUUCCAGUCCUCGUUGCCCCACAGACCCCUGGGAAGAGCGCAGUCCUCACCUGCAGCCACUGUCAAUCCCAUCAAACACCUCUUCACCACCGGUCUUGUAUAUGACAGUCUGAUGCUGAAGCAUCAGUGUGUAUGUGGCAACGCUCACAUCCACCCAGAGCAUGCUGGGAGAGUGCAAAGCAUCUGGUCCAGACUGCAGGAGACGGGCCUGCUGGGCCGCUGCGAGAGGAUUCGUGGGCGUAAAGCAUCCCUGGAUGAAAUCCAGUCUGUCCAUUCAGAGUUCCACACUCUGCUGUAUGGAACCAGUCCGCUGAAUCGACACAAACUGGACCACAAGAAGCUGCUGGGUCCAAUCAGCCAGAAGAUGUAUGCUGUUCUUCCCUGUGGAGGAAUAGGGGUGGACAGCGACACCGUGUGGAACGAGAUGCACUCGUCGGCCGCAGUCCGCAUGGCGGUCGGCUCGGUCAUCGAGCUGGCCUUCAGAGUGGCGGCAGGGGAGCUGAAGAACGGCUUUGCAGUGGUGCGUCCACCAGGUCACCAUGCUGAGGAAUCCACUGCCAUGGGGUUUUGCUUCUUUAACUCCGUAGCCAUCACUGCCAAGCUGCUGCAACAGAAACUGGGAGUGGGCAAGAUCCUCAUUGUGGACUGGGACAUUCACCAUGGCAACGGCACCCAGCAGGCCUUCUACAGUGACCCCAACGUCCUCUACAUCUCCCUCCAUCGCUAUGACGAUGGAAACUUCUUUCCUGGCAGUGGAGCUCCUGAAGAGGUGGGGUCAGGUGCAGGUGUUGGUUUUAAUGUGAACAUAGCGUGGACUGGAGGAGUGGAGCCACCUAUGGGUGAUGUGGAGUACCUCACUGCUUUUCGGAGUGUGGUGAUGCCCAUCGCCCAGCAGUUCAGUCCAGAUGUGGUUCUGGUGUCUGCAGGCUUUGACGCAGUGGAGGGUCAUCAGUCUCCUCUGGGAGGAUACAAUGUCUCAGCCAAGUGUUUCGGGCAGCUAACGCAGCUGCUGAUGGGUCUGGCAGGUGGGCGCGUUGUUAUGGCGCUGGAGGGCGGUCAUGACCUCACCGCCAUCUGUGACGCAUCAGAGGCCUGUGUCUCUGCGCUUCUGGGAGACCCGUGUGAUUCUAUGUUUCAGUGGCCUCAGGAGAAGCCGUGUCCAAAAGCUUGGGCCUCACUAGAGAGAGUGAUAGAGAUCCAGAGUAAACACUGGUCAUGUCUCCAGAGUUUGUCUCAGACAAGUGGCCCCUCGGUAUUGGACAGCCCCUUGGGGGCUCAGGGCCAGUCGGAGGACGAGGCAGAAACAGUCAGCGCCAUGGCCUCCCUUAGUGUCGACGUCGAGCAGCCAAGCUCCGUCCCUGACAACACGGAAACCAGCAGGUCCACAGAGGAGCCAAUGGAAGAAGAGCCUGUAUUGUAAGAGGAGCUUCAAGAAGAACCACACAAAAACUUCACAUUCACCUCCUUCUGGCACCUCCUCUUCCUCUUCCUUUUCCUCUUCCUCCGCAGAGUGUGUGUUGGUACACGCACGCGCAGACUGGGAUUGUGCCGUUUCGGAGUACUGCGAUUGGCUGAGGAGAAUAGUCAGGAGGCGGGAGAUGGCGGGGCCCGUGAAAACACGGACGCAUCUCUUUUCUAUUGGUUCAUCAGCCCAAGGAGGAGCAGACGACUUGUUAGCAUCUCCAUGGAAACCAGAGGAGUAGAGGAUCAGCAAGGAGACACACCUUGUGACCUGUAUUCAUUACCACCUGUACACAGCACCACUGAAUUUUUCCCUUCCACCGCCCACUGACUCUCCUGUGUUUCUGUUUUGUCUCUGCUCCUCGGUUUCCACAGCGGGACGAUGACUGUGGAAACCUUGAAUUUAAAUCCCGCCAAAAUGUCCGACAGCAAGCAGACGCCUUGUCCGUUUGUCUGUCAGAGGGACAGGCUGAGCAAACACGGGGUUGGCUGGCGGAGGAGGAAUGACCUGUUUUAAAAUGAGCAGAGGAGGAGGAACUCGGUGCCUUUUUUUAAAAAACAACUCGUCCAAUCAGAAACCACAAAACACCAUCGCCGCAGCACCUCAGCAAACCAACCAGCCAAUCAGGACUGAAGAUGCACACACACACACUGCUGUUGUUUCAGUCGGUCAGUUCAUUUUUGAGUCAUUGUUUCUUCGUCUGGAUGCCUUAAUUUGUUCUUAUCUCACUAUUUAGCAACCUUGAGAGAGAUGGGAGAGAGAGAAUCACGAGAGUUGAUAGAAAUAUAUAUUCAGAAAUGUAUUUAAACUGCUAAGAAUUGUAUUUUCUUUGAAAUCUUACAAUAUUCAUACCAGGUGUUCCCAACAGACUGAAGAAAAACCUCUAAAGCCAUCAUUACACACUAGACAUCUCCAGUAAAAGUCUCCAUUGAAUAUUAAUAUAGUGUCAAUGAUAAUAUUCAAUCAGACUCUUAUGGGAUCUGGUGAGUGUCUCAGGAUCAGGCCUGUUUUCGCAGUAUUCAUUGUUUGAAAGAUGUGCUUAAUGAAACUGCAUCACUUCAGACCGCCACUCCUCUCUCUCUCUUUCACUCGUUUUGGUUGAGAGUCAUGUGACCUGAGCCCCGUCCCUUCUUCCCUGGAGGGGAUUGUGGGAUUGUGACGCAUUUUUGAAACACCACAACGACCACCACAUCCCUUUUAUUUCUUUUCUUGUUUUGUUUUGUUUUUGUUUUUGUAAUAUUUCCUGUUUGGUGUAAAUACUGUCUCCUGUCCUGUUGCCCACGGUUACGUCACAGCAGACUCAGUGUGGUCACUUUUCUAUAUCUGUACAUACAUAUAUGUAUAAAAACACAAGAUACUUUCUCUUUUUGUAUAAAAAAGAAAAAAAUAAUAUUCUAUAUAAAUAUAUAUAUAUGUAAACAGUGUUUUAUCCAAUCAGAUUGGAUUUAUGAAUAUAUUCUAUUUGGAGAUUUGAUGUUUUAAAGGUUUGGCUGUUUGACAGGAAGUAAGCACAUGGUCUGAUGUCAUCAGACCGCCACCUGUUUGUUUGUUUGUUUACAGAUGUUGAGGGUGGCUGGGUAUUUUUGUCGUGGUGGUAGUUGUUGUUGGAGGUGAACAGCGAGCUCCAUUUCCUCUGGCAGGACCAGGCGGGCAGCGCUGCCCUCCACAGGCAAACAGCGGCAACUACAGGAAAGGAGAUAUUAAGGUCAAAGGUCACUGGGUAAAUAGGUUGGUCCAGUGAUGAUGCAUAUUUACAGUCCUAUGGGGAUGUCAUUCACCUGCCCUGAUCGUCAUACUCCAUAUCACAGCUGAAUCACCAGCGUCUGUGACUCAAAGCUCUAAAAGACUACAGUGUUUGAAAGACAAACUCACCAGAUGGUCCCAAUGUAUAAGAAGAGAAAUAUGUGCCAGCUUAGUUGUACAGUAAUUAAAAUAUACGAUUUACCCUGACCGAGAAAGGUCUGUACUUAAGGGCGUCGAGUCCAUGGAUGUCAGAUACAAAGCUACAAAACUACUGUUCACUCUCUUUAGCUUAGGCAGCGGUACAGUCAUGGUUUACUUCUGGUCAUGUUUGACAACUGUCAGAAUAUUCGCCAGGGAAAAGAGCAGGUCACUGUGAGAUCGGCUGUUUUGUCACAGUUGAGGAUCUGAAUUUAGCUUAACUGACCGUUCCGCUCCAAGGAACAACAAGUAGUUUUGGGCAGCAAAGCCAUUUUGCACACGUUUGUGUAUUGUUUGAUGAAUCCAGUGUGCAGUGCAAAAUAACAAGAACUGAAUUCAGAAUUCAGACCUUUCUUGCGUCAGGGUACAUCGGGUCUUUUGUUAGUUUCUUUGUUGGCACCAGCCAUCAGACCCAUCUGAUGGGUUCACGUUUUCAAUUUUCUUGCUGUAUCAAAAUUUUCUGAUGCAAGUAUCUGAAAAUUUGUUACAAGUAUUUCUGGAUCAUGAUGAAAUGCCAAUUGCUUAUAAUAAAUCAGUGCAUAAAUCAACUUUCAUCACAAGCUAACAAUUGGCUAACCUUUGAAAAACUGAUCUGGAGGUAAUUUAUGUAAAUUCAAUUUUUUUAGCUUCACAACUCAGUCAAUAAAAAACAAACAAAAACUUUAGACUUAAAGUUGAGUAGGUGAAUCUAUUGCAAAGCAUCCUUUAAUUGAAAACUGUGUCCUGGAGCUUUAGAAUGAUGUCACAGUUCUCCAGCUGCAGGAAAACUCUGAAGACAGUUAAGCUGUUUGUUAGCAACUUUCUGUGUUAGAACUCAUCAAGGCUUGAAAAUGGAUGAAUGGUCAGAAGUCCAUACAGGUUAACUGUUGGCAGCCAUGGCUCCAACAUGCUAACUACAGUGAGGUGGUGUGUUCACUGACCGCCAUGAGGCCACCUCCAACCACCAGCUCCUGUUUUAGAGCUUCUCUUGGAGAUGUGGUGUGUUUUCCAGUAUCACUUCACAAACUGACAAAUCCCAUCAGGAGGAGGCAUAAGAUACCGUUCACCACUUGGACUCAAAGGGUCAGAACUGGACCAAUCUAUGAUCCACAUCUACAGAAACUCAACUCAGACCCACUGUUGAGUCACUCAGUAAGCUGACUCUGCCGGACACUAUCUUCAACCUCACUAAAGUCCAUUUCCCGGGACCCUCUGUGGCGUAGCGAGUGUUGUAGCUCCCGCUGCUACCUCUGGGUGUCAUCUGUUCAAAGCAAUACAACACUGGUAACAGAGAUAACUACCAUGUCCAGCUCCAGCACUGACAGCUUACAUCAUCCAUGGAGCUCCCUGUGGUCGAGUGCUGUUUGUGUGAAUGAUCUGUCAGGUGGAAUGGACAGAGUGUGGAUUGAUCAACAGGUUGAUUUAUUGAGCUGUGUUUCCAGGCGGUUCAGUGUAGUCUUUUUGUACUAAUGUAAACACUAAGGCCAUUUUCUCCAUUACACCAGUGCUCAGUAAUAGCAGCGCCUCUUGUUGGGGAGGUAGGGCGGUGGAGUUGGGCAGAUCUGCAACUCAAAAUGUCCAAGACAGAUGAAAAUAAGCCAUCGAUCAUGGUCGCCGUUGAUGUCUGAGCUCGACUGGAGAUCACGAGGGCACAAAGGAACGAAACGGACAGCUGUGCUGGGACGAGCAAGCGGCAACAACCACACCUAGAGAGGCCUGUCAGUUUUAAAAAUGCCUUAAUAUUUCAACUGUUUUUAAAAAUGACCACCAACCGAGACAUGGAUUCAGAUAAUCUGGUAACUGCAGCUUCAGAUAUAUUGUUUUCAACAUUAAGGGUUCAUUCUGCAUUAUUACAACUUGGGCCUUAUUUUUGGUGGUUUUGGUCAUCAUUCGCAUGAGUCAUAAGAACACUAUGUUUCCUGUACAGUCAAGAAUAAUCGCUGACACUUGGUUUGUUCUCCCUGACGAUUUUGUUGUCAAAUGUAGAGGUUUAAAUGAGUGGCUCCCAAACCUUUUGGACUUGUGAUCUUUCAAAGAGAAGCCAUGUCCACUGACAACCUUCAGUAAACUGAAUAUGAGUCGCAAGCAGUUCAACCAAAGAGUGACUGUUUCAUUUGAGUCUUAAGAAGUCUGAAACAAACAUAUAUUUCACAGUAAAAGAUCAGAGAAAAGUUUGCAAAAAAUGACAAAAUAUCUUGCAGAUUCCUUUUUAAAUUUUCAUCUGGCAGACGCUCAGGUUUGUGGUGGCUCAGUGGGCCAGGCUGGAUUACCCACCAGGAACAAUUGGAGCCAUAAGUACUCGCUCCUAUAUCAAAGACAAACUGUAGCCCCGGCUCUCCACAAACAUCUGGAGCCUUAGCCUCACUUUUAAUAUUUGGAAACUAUUUCUAGAUCAUUGUUGUAUUAUUGUUUUCUAAAGCUUCUUAUGUUUCACGGCAGGUUUUCUUGAAAUUUUGAUGCUAAAUUUGAUUAAACACUAAUGACGACAGACUUUUUAACCCAGCGUCUAGCAUGGGUGUCACUGUAGCUGUGAAUACUUGCACGUCUUUCAGGCUCGUUCAUGUCAAACGUACCCUUGCUGUGUUCCAAGGUUUAAGCUUUCAUUGCUUCCUUGAGUUGAGCCAAAGCUACAAUAAUAAGGCCCGAACCGGAAGCCUCCUCGGUUGGUUGCUGCUUGGUCUUCUGCCAGCGGGCACACAUCCUGAAGCUUCAGGAGGCUGCUUCAGCGCAGCUCAGCUCUGGUUAGUGUGUGCUGAGAUGAAUGGGAGGUCAGAGGAUCAACCACGGCCGUCUGGAGAUUGUGAAUGAAAAGAGGGGCCACUUAGAGGACCCUCUGCCCUGCGAGUUGCAACAAUACAAUAAAUACAGAGUCCGAUGGUUUGUGUCAUCAGGGUGAUGAAACCUUUCUUCUCCAGAGGCUACACAGCUCUACUGUUGCUACCACCCACACACACACUAAGGUGAAACGCACACUUUAACACACACACAGACUAUUUUGCUACAUGAGUUAAUACUGUAUAUUUCUUGAUAUGUUUGAUACUGUGGUGUACAUGUAGUGUCCUGCUAUGAUGCGGUGCGGGGGGAGGGGUAUCUUUGGACUUCUGGGUGGGACAGAGGAGGUUCAGUAUCAGUGUGACUGUCACCUUCUCUCUCUCGCUUUUACCUCCUUGUGUUUUUGAGGGGAGACGUCCUCUCUGUUACCUUUCUCUCGUCCGGCUCGUGACCGAAAAUUUGGAAAAAAGCCGUUUUGUUGGAACUGAUCACAAGCACAUUCCUGACUAUUCUCUGUCUGUGCUGUCGUUUUAAUCCAGAUUCUUUCUUGUUGCGACAAUACAACAUGUGUCUAGUUCUCGCUGACUCACAUGUAUAUAAAGCGCAUAUAUGUGUACACAUGUGCAAUACACGCUAUUCGAGCAAUCUAUUACUGUGACUAUUAUUGAUGAUGAUACUUGUCCCUUUUUCGAAGUUUCAGCCCGUUUUUUUCUUCUUGUCCUGAUUUCCUGUUGAUGAAUUGUGUUGCAGGAGCUUAAAAAGGGAAGAAGGUGACUCUUGUGAUUCUUCACACUCAGUUUCAUUUCAGGGGUUUGUGGACAUUUUAAUGAAGCCCUUUUUUUAUUACUCUCACUGUAAUGUUGUGACGUUGAUCCUGAUUAUCUGUUUCUUUGUUGUUUUUUUUUUA